AUGACGGAACUCUCCUUUGCAAAGGCCUUCCUCACAACUCUCGACACCCGGCCCUCAAAGAUCACCGCAGACCAUGUCGAAGACCCCAAAUCCUAUCCCGCGCGCAGCGCUUACAUUCUUCCCAAGAUGCCCAAGCCCCUAGCAAAGAAAGUAAAGCUCACCCCCGGCGCCGAACGCUCCCUUUCAGUAACCCUCAAGUCCCUGCGCAAUCCCCCGCUCGACGUAACCCUCUCCUCGCAACCGCUCAGCACCUCGAUCCUCUCCCUCAAGGAGUCGCUGUCCGUUGAAACGUCCAUCCCGGUAGCGAAGAUCAGGUUGCUGUUUAACAAGAAGCCUGCGCCCGAUAGUAAGGUGCUGAAGGACCUUGUAGGGGAGGACGAGAGUAAGGUGGAGUUUGGGGUGAUGGUUAUCGGGGGCGCGGCGGCGCUGAAGAGGGAUGGCAGCGAGGAGGUGGAGCCAAAGGUGCAGGAAAUGGGGCAUGGAGACGAGGUGGUGAAGACGGAGGCAUUUUGGGGAGAUCUGAAGGCAUUUUUGGUGCAGAGAUUGAAGGAUGAAGGGGAGGGGGAGAGGCUUUGCGGAGUUUUUAAGAAAGCUGUCGAGGGAUAA
This is a messenger RNA of Drepanopeziza brunnea f. sp. 'multigermtubi' MB_m1, 606 nucleotides long. RefSeq lists its product as uncharacterized. The record is from RefSeq and is a predicted model, not a curated record. NCBI's taxonomy places the organism in Eukaryota, Fungi, Ascomycota, Leotiomycetes, Helotiales, Drepanopezizaceae. Gene Ontology annotation, molecular function: protein binding.